Messenger RNA from Gongylonema pulchrum, 660 nucleotides. The record is from the annotation of a GenBank genome assembly. Lineage: Eukaryota; Metazoa; Nematoda; Chromadorea; Rhabditida; Gongylonematidae.
AUGCGGAUUGUUGGCUGUGUGGCCGAUAUUGUGGAACGACUGCCACAAGCUGCCGCGAAAGUUGCCGUACCAGGCACAACACUGUAUAUUGUUUCUCGUACUGGCGAAGUCAGAUGUGUGCCGAAUUUGGAAGAGAAAUUUUCCAUAAUGCUGAAGGAAGCAGUUAGCCGCGUACAGAACGAAAAUAUCCGUCAAAUGGUCAUUUUGAUUGCGUCAUCCGACUCAUAUCCCAUGUUUUUCUAUUAUGACAUGAUCUGCAAAGAAGAGAUCCGUUCACAGCGCAACAUCGAUUUGGCGCACUUACCCAAACUCGGCUUGCACCGAAUCAAGGGCAAUUACAAUAUCGAAAAGUUAAAGUCAUCACACAAUUUCGGUCAUCUGUAUAAAGCGGAAGGAAAAGCCGAUCCAACCGAACAUCGAUUUUUUUAUCGUGCAGUGGUGCGGGUUGUUGACAGUUAUACAGCCGAGGAGGUGACAUGCAGUAUUAAAAAUGCCCUGAAGCGUGCAUGCGGUGAAAUUGCCGUGGCUCUUUACCGCUCGAAUACGAUUGACCGGAACCAUAUUUUGUUAUUCAUCCAUCGUGCGCCAACCAGUGAGGAAAUACUGAUGAGUUCGGCCGAUUGGACGAAUGUUAUCUGUGAAGCUUAUCUGCAGUGCAAA